AUGAAAAACACACUAUGUCUUUAUACCGACCUUUGUAUAGAACACAGACGUUAUGACUUCAAGAAUUACAUAAUCAUCCUUGAUAAUCAUCAGUCUCACUCUGACUUCCCUUUUUAUGCAUUGGAAAGGCGAACGAAAUAUGUGUUCUACGCUAUUUUAAGGUAUGGUUUAUUUUACAUUUAGUCAUGUUACAUGGACUGGGACAUUUGAUUUGUAACCAAGUAAAUAGUUAACUGAAUGCCGCUAUCGUUAUAGCGUCUUAAACUAAUCUGACAUUGAACAGACCAAACAGGAAUUCAUCAAUUUUGUGUUUGGAAGUUAAAGUAACUUAUAUAGGCUACAAUAAAUAUAUGUGCCUCAAAUACAAAAGAAUUUAGUUUAACAGCUGAGCGUUGUUGUAAUAGACAGCACUUUCGGGUCGCACGGUUUCCGCCUCGUAAAUAAAUCCAGUUUUAUUUAUUCAAGCUUGCACUGUACUUAAGUCGUGACUAUCCCCAACACAAAACUGAAAGAGAUUUUUAAAGUGAGCGCGCAAGAUGUCUACUCGUUGCUCAGGCGUACACUCGUGCUUCGAGAUCAUGCAAUCAUCAUUCAUGAUGUAAAGUCUAUUACAGUCGAUUCCUCCUGAUGAGAGGAAAGCAAAGUUAUUUUCAUGCGAGAAAUUUAGAUCAUUUUAUUUGAAAUUAUUAAACUGCAAAGUUUAUGCGGGAUAAAAGGCGGUUUAGUUUUCAUAAUAUUGUAAGACGUUUUGCGAAGCGUUUGCGACUUAAUAGUGCCUAAGGUUUACAUUACGUAUCUGUUUUGGGGGAUAUUGAAAAUUUUGUCAUUGAAAGCGAUAUUUUUAGGGUUUUUUUUUAAUUUCAAAAAUAUUCUUAAUAAAGUAUUGUGUCAACAUGACAACUACUUCAAAUACUAUGCAUGUUACUAUGAUAUAUUGAUUUUGCGAGCAAGGUGAUCGAGGGGUUACUGCUUGCAUGUAUUUCUACUUUCUAGUAUCAGUCUAAACAAACUGUGGUUGAAAGUCUUAAUUUUCGAAUUUUCGAGAAUAUUCCAAAGUAAACGUGUGACUUGGCAUGUGUUUACCCUUUCAUGCAGCUGCGUUAUAAUUGACAUUCGCUUCAGGUUAUAAAAGUCUUGUUUCACGAUCUACGAGUUAGCAAUUUUCCUGACAAAACGACACUUUUGAGACCUAGUUUUGCUUUAUACCGUAUAGUGUAAUAAAUAAUGCAAUGCCUUUCAGAUAUUAGAGAUCAGAACUGCUAACGUAUUUUCCGACACAGCGAAAAAUAAUUAAGUUGCCGUCAGCUCUUAUCAGCAUGGUUUGUCAUAGCGCAGUAAGAAUUCACGCCUUGGUCGUAUAGAUAUUCUGCGAUUCUUCGUGGCUUCACAUUAUGAGCUAAAUGCUCAAUAAUGUGAACAUGGAUGCAGGGGCGAAACUAUCCCCUUUUAAUUAGGGGGUGUUUGCUAGAAUUGCCCUGCGAAAGCCGAUGAUGCCCUGCAGCAAAAAAAAUUUUGGCCACUAUUUCUCCCAAAAAUGUUGGCGAGCGGGGGGCGAGGUCGAAAAUUUUUUUUCCGGACAUUCAAAAAAGGGGCGAAAAAAUUUUUCCGGACAUAAACCAAUUAAAUUAUGGGUCAAAAAAUUUUGGGGGGACAAAUUCCUGUUAAAACAUGCAUGAAACAAUUUACCAAUAUCUGUAAAAAUUUUUUUUACCAAUAUCUGUAACAUUUAGGUCUAUAAAUUCUAUUAAAUUCCCUUUGGAAGUCCAGGAAUCUACUUAAUAACUCUACAUUCUAUCAUUUAAAAUCUUUCAUUGCCCUGCCAAUCCAGAUGAUUGAUUUGCCCUGCCAAUCCAGAUGAUUUGUACUUUGGGGGAGGAGGGUGUCGCCCCCCCCCCUCAAGUUUCGCCCCUGCAUGGAUGUAUUAGCAGGUCUAUAGACUAUACCAUAGAAAGAAGCCGACCAAUUCCACAUUUUGUACACCACACAUGAUCCUGUUUCAGAAUUCAAAAAUACAACUGCGAAUCUGUAGGUCUGAUUUAGGGCCAGUUAAGCGCUGUUUCAUCCCGCUUUACCUGGAAAAGAUGUGAGGCGGGAUGAUUUUGAGGAGUCACGGUGCAUGCACGGGUUCAGCAACGCUACAGUAUUUUCUAGUGAUAGAUUAUUGUAUACAAUUGUAAACAAAAGGCAUUUCAAGCAACAAUAAUAAUUCUCUUGAACUAUAUACGAACUUUCGUUUGAAUUUUUGUUUAAAGCCUAGCGCUGGUGAUUUUUUUAAAUACAUCAAAAUUAUCCCGCUUUCAUCUCGUCGCGGCAGCUUUUAAGUGAUCAACGUUUAUAUCGUAAACAAUGUUAUAAUAGUUGUCCCAGUAUUAGCAUAUGUAAUUACACAAAUUAGUCUGUGCCAACAAUUGAGAAAUAUUUCCAUCUGACAAUGAUAUCUUAUCCUAGGCGACCGUUCCACUGUUAA
Messenger RNA from Paramuricea clavata, 2467 nucleotides. The record is from the annotation of a GenBank genome assembly. NCBI's taxonomy places the organism in Eukaryota, Metazoa, Cnidaria, Anthozoa, Malacalcyonacea, Plexauridae.